AUGAGAAAAGAUGUCAAAUCGUUUAAUCCCUGGUGGAAUCAAAAGUUGCAAGUUCUCAAAGAAAAUUGUAUUAAACUCCACCACAAACUCAACUGGUUAAGCAAGAACCACAAACCCGUCAAUGCAGCUGCAGUGUUACAUGCAGAAGCCAAACGUCAAUACGCCAAAGCAUUAAGGGAAGCAUCUGUAAACAAUUUUCGGGAAUUCUGCACCAACCAGGGCAAAGAAGAUGUAUGGUCCAUUACAAAUCGUAUCAUAAAGGAUGCGCAACUGCAACGGCCGCCGACAACUCUACAUGAAGAUGGAUAUUUACCCAAGGCAUGGAAAGAGGCUUACGUAAAAAUUCUGCCAAAACCGAAAAAAGAAGCUGGUGACCUAUCAUCUUAUCGACCAAUAGGUCUAAUACCCGUCUUUGGAAAACUCUUGGAAAAGCGGUUUAUUGGGCGCCUAUCGUAUCACGCUGAGCGCAACCAUUUAUGGUUAUCUAAGCAAUAUGGUUUUAAGCAGCACACGUCAACCACUGAUGCACUUUACAAUGCUAUCCAAAAUAUCAAAGAUAAAAAACGACAAUACGUGUGCUCGUGGGGCGAUAUUUUACGCGAUUUUCAUCGAUUGUUAGACGGGGAGGCGCGAGAAUGGUACUGGCUUUACAUUCGAUCUCACGGUAAGGUCGACUGGCCAAGUCUACAGUUUGCGCUAAAGCGCCAGUUCGCAUCGCAACGCACCGAUUUCGAAAUCCUGAGGGAGUUGACGGAGCGAAAACAAAGACCAGGUGAAGCUAUCGACGAAUAUUUCCAUGUGGUAGGUACACUGCGCUCGCGUCUCAGGAACCCGAUCCCUGAAUACGAAAUAAUAAGAUUAGUAAAGGGCAACUUACGCGAAUCUCUUGCCAAAAUAGUCUACCCGAUUUCCGCAUACUCACUCGAACAGCUAAGGCUAGAAUGCAAAGAAGUGGAACGUUGUUUUUCGCGCCGAGAACGCAUGCUGUCAAGUGGCUUCGGACAACGCGCACAACAGGUUAACGAGAUUAGCUCCAUCGAAGAUGAAGAGCGGUUUACUCCCGGUGAUGAGGGUCAAGUCACCGUGGAGGAAAUACGCCAUCAACGCUCAGCUAAACAGCCAGCUGGCCGUAGACAUUUUUCGUGCUGGAAUUGUGGUGCUGAAGGCCACGUUUUCACCGAAUGUAUGUCGCUACAACGUCGAAUUUUUUGUUUUAAAUGCGGAAAGUCGGACGUCAUAACACCUAAGUGUCCAUCUUGCAAUCCAGCGGGAAACGCAGUGCGGAACGCUAUUACGACGGGGGAAUCGCGCUCCACACAGACCCCGCACGAGUAGAUGCCUCAACGAAUACAGAA
This is a messenger RNA of Rhagoletis pomonella (apple maggot), 1355 nucleotides long. RefSeq lists its product as uncharacterized. Bases 1 to 1335 code for a protein of 444 amino acids. Gene Ontology annotation, molecular function: zinc ion binding; nucleic acid binding. Lineage: Eukaryota; Metazoa; Arthropoda; Insecta; Diptera; Tephritidae. The record is from RefSeq and is a predicted model, not a curated record. The transcript has 4 exons.